This is a messenger RNA of Oncorhynchus nerka (sockeye salmon), 6539 nucleotides long. RefSeq lists its product as uncharacterized. Gene Ontology annotation, molecular function: microtubule binding. Lineage: Eukaryota; Metazoa; Chordata; Actinopteri; Salmoniformes; Salmonidae. The record is from RefSeq and is a predicted model, not a curated record. Gene Ontology annotation, biological process: negative regulation of centriole replication.
UCGACGCUUUGCCAAGGCAACUCAAAGCCGCUGCUGUAACCGUCCAGAUACCUUGUAACUUCACUUUACAACAAUAACAAUCUAGCUGGAAAACACAGACACAGUUCUCCCAAACACCUGCAGAACUUUAACCAACAGAAAAAUGCCAGAACAUUUCAAGGGCAUCAGUGAGUACAAGAAGAAAUUUAAAGACCGAGUCGCUACCCGCUCCAGAAGCGCCUCUCCUCAGCGACGGAUGCGCUUAGCUGGACUUCGAUCUGACCAGAUGGGUAAGACCAGGUAUCAGCCUCAGUUUCUGUCCAAGAGGAAGGUGCCCUCCUCCCACUCGCCCCAGGUGUCCAGCUCCUUCCAAUGGAACCCCACCACCACAGAGCCCCCACAGAGACGGGAUGAGACCCCCAGACCUGGUACCUCUCCCCUGGCUCCUACCCCAGAGAGAGUCCACACCCCUCUGGCCCCUAGGGGUCCCCCUCCUCCAGGGGACCCCCAACGAGGCCCGACCACUCUUCAGGGCCAGACUCACACCCGGAGCCCCCUGGCUACUGUAGAGAGACAGGACCAAGCUUUCAAUGGGGUGGACUAUGUGUUGAGGAGGAAGGCGGGGCUGAAGUCGUCUGGACAGAGGACCGGACUACAGAAGUCGGAGUACAGGAAACAGUUUCCAUGGAAGACACCUGUAGCUGGCCACGCCUCCCCACUGCUGGCUGCAGAGCAGAUGCUGUACACCAGCCACCGUUCCAUCCCUCCUUUCAAGUCUAACCCGGUGGUGGUGUUGGAGAGCGAGUACAGCAGGAACUUUAAAGCCUCUCCGCCUCCCAGAGGACCACGGCUACGCAGCGACGUAGUCCAGGUGCCUCUGUUCCAGAGAGAGAACGUUUCACCCGAGAAAGCAUCCAAGAGGAAGAAGAAGAAGAAGAGGGAAGAGAGAGAGUCCAGCGUCGUAGAGGAGAACAUUCCAGUUCCACAGCCUCGGGAGCAGCAGGCGGACCAGGAAGUGAAGUCACACAGCCCCCAGAAGGCACAUCUUCCCCACAGAAAGGUGAAAUCAGAGUAUAAUGCCAACUUCCGCUCUCCACUGAACUACAUAUAUAAGGACGGCGCCUGGGUCAAGGCUUCCACACUAGGAGAGGAGGAGAGGAGGUCAGUGUGUUAUUACCCUGUCUACCACAGUAGGAGAGGAGGUCAGUGUGUUAUUACCCUGUCUACCACAGUAGGAGAGGAGGUCAGUGUAGUUAUUAUCCUGUCUUCCACACUAGGAGAGGAGGGGCGUGACAGUCAGCAUAGUCACGUUUGGUAUCACGAGGUGCGAGAGCUUCGUAAGAAGGCGGAGGCCUACAGACAGAGGUGGGGGACCCAUUUCUCCCGCCUCCACCUCAACCAGAUCCUGUCGGACCAGAACCAGCUGUGGGAGGCCUCCACCCCUUCCUCCUCUAACCUCAGCUCUGGGACAGGUUCUGGGGACGGGGAGGAAGACAGGAGUCCUACCCCCCAGGCUCUGGAGCUCGCUAGGGUUGACAGUAGCUCCAGCUCCGUAGCCGGACCCCCUCCCCUCACCCCCGUGUCCAGUAGAAGGAGCUCCACCCGGGGGGCUGGGGACACAGCAGACCCCCCUGGUCACCCUAACCCUGGAGCCCUUAACCUACCUGUUCAGAGGAGACUAGCCUGGGAGGAGGAGACAGGGGCUGGGGGUGGAACUGGGGAGGAGAGAGAGGAAGAAGAGGACAAGGAGAGAAAGGAUGAACUGAGGGUGCUGGACCAGUUCUGUUACCUCCACUCUGUUUAUAGGCUCCACAGUCUGGGUUUGUCUCCAGGGACAGUAUGUGGUCCGGUCCAGUCUGGGUUUGUCUCCAGGGACAAUGUGUGGUCCGAGUCUGGGUCAGUUGUCUCCAGGGACAGUUUGUUCCUGUUGACCCAGUCUGGGUUUGUCUCCAGGGACAGUGUGUGUCCGGCCAGUCUGGGUUUGUCUCCAGGGACAGGACAAUGUGUGGUCCGGCCCAGUCUGGGUUUGUCUCCAGGGACAGCGUGUGGUCCGGCCCAGUCUGAGUUUGUCUCCAGGGACAAUGUGUGGUCCGGCCCAGUCUGGGGACAAUGUGUGGUCCGGCCCAGUCUGGGUUUGUCUCCAGGGACAGCGUGUGGUCCGGCCCAGUCUGAGUUUGUCUCCAGGGACAAUGUGUGGUCCGGCCCAGUCUGGGUUUGUCUCCAGGGACAGUGUGUGGUCUGGCCCAGGCUGGGUUUGUCUCCAGGGACAAUGUGUGGUCCGGUCCAGUCUGGGUUUGUCUCCAGGGACCGCGUGUGGUCCGGCCCGGUCUGGGGACAGUGUGUGGUCCGGUCCAGUCUGGGUUUGUCUCCAUACAAUGUGAUAGUUCAAACCCAGUCUGGGUUUGUCUCCAGGGACAGUGUGUGGUCCAUCCAGUCUGGGUUUGUCUCCAGGGACAAGCCAACUAAGUCUGUGUUGAGGGACAAUGUGUGGUCCGACCAUAAACUAGGUUUGUCUAAACAGGGACAAUGUGUGGUCCUGUCCAGUCUGGGUUUGUCUCCAGGGACAAUGUGUGGUCCGGCCCAGUCUGAACUCCAGGGACAAUGUGUGGUCCGGCCCAGUCUGGGUUUGUCUCCAGGGACAGUGUGUGGUCUGGCCCAGGCUGGGUUUGUUGAGGGACAAUGUGUGGUCCGGUCCAGUCUGGGUUUGUCUCCAGGGACCGCGUGUGGUCCGGCCCGGUCUGGGUUUGUCUCCAGGGACAAUGUGUGUCCUGUCCAGUCUGGGUUUGUCUCCAGGGACAGUGUGUUCCUGUCCAGUCUGGGGUUGUCUCCAGGGACAGGACAGUGUGUGGUCCGACCCAGUCUGGGCUUGUCUCCAGGGACAGUGUGUGGUCCGACCCACUCUGGGUUUGUCUCCAGCUACAGUGUGUUGAGUCCUUGUGUGGUCCUGUCCAGUCUGGGUUUGUCUGAGGGACAAUGUGUGGUCCGGUCCAGUCUGGGUUUGUAUCCAGGGACAAUGUGUGGUCUGGUCCAGUCUGGGUUUGUCUCCAGGGACAGUGUCACCAUAAAGUCUGGGUUUGUCUCCAGGGACAAUGUGUGGUUCAAGCCCAGUCUGGGGACAGCGUGUCCGGCCCAGUCUGAGUUUGUCUCCAGGGACAAGGUCCGGCCCAGUCUGGGUUUGUCUCCAGGGACAGUGUGUGGUCUGGCCCAGGCUGGGUUUGUUCCAGGGACAGUGUCACCCAUCUGGGUUUGUCUCCAGGGAAACAAGCCAACUGGUCUGGCUGGUCUGAGGCAGUGUCUCCAGGGACAACUAGGUCCUGUCCAGUCUGGGUUUGUCUCCAGGGACAGUGUGGUCCUGUCCAGUCUGGGGUUGUCUCCAGGGACAGGACAGUGUGGUCCGGUCCAGUCUGGGUUUGUCUCCAGGGACAAUGUGAUAGUGGUCCGGUCCAGUCUGGGUUUGUAUCCAGGGACAAUGUGUGGUCUGGUCCAGUCUGGGUUUGUCUCCAGGGACAGUGUCACGGGACAGUGUGUGGUCCGACCCACUCUGGGUUUGUCUCCAGGGACAGUGUGGGUCCAGUCUGGGUUUGUCUCCAGGGACAGUGUGGGUCCAGUCUGGGGACAAUGUGUGGUCCGGCCCAGUCUGGGUUUGUCUCCAGGGACAGCGUGUGGUCUGGCCCAGUCUGGGUUUGUCUCCAGGGACAAUGUGUGGUCCGGCCCAACUGGGUUUGUCUCCAGGGACAGCGUGUGGUCACCCAGUCUGGGACCGCGUGUGGUCCGGCCCGGUCUGGGUUUGUCUCCAGGGACAGUGUGUGGCCUGUCAGUCUGGGGUUGUCUCCAGGGACAGUGUGUGGUCCUAUCCAGUCUGGGUUUGUCUCCAGGGACAGUGUGUGGUCCUGUCCAGUCUGGGUUUGUCUCCAGGGACAAUGUGUGGUCCGACCCAGUCUGGAGUCAAGAUCAAAGCAUGGCUCAUUACUUCUGUUCUGUGUUGAAUUGGGAAAAAAAAAACUUUAUUGAUCCACAGAGGGUAAACGUGAUCACCUUGUCUAAUGUCUUGUCAGGAGGUGCUAUCCUGGUGUCUCCUCCUAAGAUGGAGGCUAACGGCUGGGCGAAGAGAAAUGAACCUCCGUUGGGUAAAACCCGUUCCCCAUUGAAACACCUCUCUCUGGCCGAGCCACAACGAGCAGCCAGACAGAAUGAGGAGCGGAAUCAGCCCCAGUCCUCUCCUGCAGCAGGGGUGACUACUGUGGACCCCCUCCCCCUGAGAGAAGACUCCUGGUUGGGGGAGACCUCUCCGGACAACCCCCCUGAUCCUCCACCGGAGGCCAAACCCUCCCGUAAACGCACUACCAGCAGACAACCCGACGCCGCCGUUCCGGCACCUGUUAACCGCAUCCAGGGGACGCUCAGAGACCCAGAGUUCCAACAUAACGGUACCUGUCCUGAGGACCUCACUGGUAAUUUAGGCCUGAGGACGUCUGAGCUGCUGCUGUGUCCUGGUGGUGGCUGUGGAACUGAUGAUGAAGAUGACAGGAUGUCCCAGAUCUCAUCCAGGUCAGCAGCGUCCUGCUCUAUGGCCUCCCAGGUCCUGGACCGAGCCCAGAGGAGGAAGGACCACUUCUGGGGGAAGAGAUAACAGGAAGCACUGCCCCCCCUCACAUUGCAUUCCAAAUGGAACCCUAUUCCCUAUGUAGUGCACUACUGUUAAGAGGAGGAAGGAUGACUUCUGGGGGAAGAGAUAACAGGAAGCACUGCCCCCCCCUCACAGUGCAUUCCAAAUGGAACCCUAUUCCCUAUGUAGUGCACUACUGUGAAGAGGAGGAAGGAUGACUUCUGGGGGAAGAGAUAACAGGAAGCACUGACCCCCCCCCCCCCCCCUCACACUGCAUUCCAAAUGGAACCCUAUUCCCUAUGUAGUGCACUACUGUUAAGAGGAGGAAGGAUGACUUCUGGGGGAAGAGAUAACAGGAAGCACUGACACCCCCCCCCCCUCCCCCUCACACUGCAUUCCAAAUGGAACCCUAUUCCCUAUGUAGUGCACUACUGUUAAGAGGAGGAAGGAGGACUUCUGGGGGAAGAGAUAACAGGAAGCACUGACCCCCCCCCCCUCACAAUGCACACCAGACUACUAGACUGAAUCUGGGUUUAUAUAACCAGUGUCCAGACUACUAGACUGAAUCUGGGUUUAUAUAACCAGACUACUAGACUGAAUCUGUGUUUAUAUAACCAGACUACUAGACUGAAUCUGGGUUUAUAUAACCAGACUACUAGACUGAAUCUGGGUUUAUAUAACCAGACUACUAGACUGAAUCUGGGUUUAUAUAACCAGACUACUAGACUGAAUCUGGGUUUAUAUAACCAGAGUGUCCAGACUACUAGACUGAAUCUGGGUUUAUAUAACCAGAGUGUCCAGACUACAAGACUGAAUCUGGGUUUAUAUAACCAGUGUCCAGACUACUAGACUGAAUCUGGGUUUAUAUAACCAGACUACUAGACUGAAUCUGGGUUUAUAUAACCAGUGUCCAGACUACUAGACUGAAUCUGGGUUUAUAUAACCAGUGUCCAGACAACUAGACUGAAUCUGGGUGUAUAUAACCAGAGUGUCCAGACUACUAGACUGAAUCUGGGUGUAUAUAACCAGACUACUAGACUGAAUCUGGGUUUAUAUAACCAGACUACUAGACUGAAUCUGGGUUUAUAUAACCAGACUACUAGACUGAAUCUGGGUUUAUAUAACCAGACUACUAGACUGAAUCUGGGUUUAUAUAACCAGAGUGUCCAGACUACUAGACUGAAUCUGGGUGUAUAUAACCAGUGUCCAGACUACUAGACUGAAUCUGGGUUUAUAUAACCAGAGUGUCCAGACUACUAGACUGAAUCUGGGUUUAUAUAACCAGUGUCCAGACUACUAGACUGAAUCUGGGUUUAUAUAACCAGACUACUAGACUGAAUCUGGGUUUAUAUAACCAGACUACUAGACUGAAUCUGGGUUUAUAUAACCAGAGUGUCCAGACUACUAGACUGAAUCUGGGUGUAUAUAACCAGUGUCCAGACUACUAGACUGAAUCUGGGUUUAUAUAACCAGAGUGUCCAGACUACUAGACUGAAUCUGGGUUUAUAUAACCAGUGUCCAGACUACUAGACUGAAUCUGGGUUUAUAUAACCAGUGUCCAGACUACUAGACUGAAUCUGGGUUUAUAUAACCAGACUACUAGACUGAAUCUGGGUUUAUAUAACCAGAGUGUUUGAUACCCUCCCUAUUUGUAUGAAUUUAGUUCAGAUGUUUUGUAAUAAUGUAUUGAAUGAAGUGCAAAGAACUAGGUUUGUAUUUAUUUUAAAUUAUUUUGUUUUAUUAUAUGGAGAACCACUUUUUUAUUGUAAUUUAUCUUUUUACUGUAUUAUCGAUAACUUAUAUUUACUGUAUUAUCGAUAACUUAUCUUUACUGUAUUGUCGAUAACUUAUAUUUACUGUAUUAUCGAUAACUUAUCUUUACUGUAUUGUCGAUAACUUAUCUUUUUACUGUAUUGUCGAUAACUUAUCUUUACUGUAUUGUCGAUAACUUAUC